Parascedosporium putredinis is the source of this 387-nucleotide messenger RNA. Lineage: Eukaryota; Fungi; Ascomycota; Sordariomycetes; Microascales; Microascaceae. The record is from the annotation of a GenBank genome assembly.
AUGCGCGUUCUGAACCUCAACUUCUUUUCUUGCGCCGUCAAGACCUGCAAGGUUUCCAACGAUUCCUUCCCCCUCCACCCGAGGGAUGUGGAACUUGCGCAAGACGACGAUGCCCAGUACAGGCCCGAGAUCCUCCAGGGCCUUCUCCCCCGGCUUGACUGGGCUGCUCUGCGAGUAACCUGCACCGAGCUGGGUUUCCCUGAGCUCCCCGAGAACACACCCACCCUCGAGGCCCUUCAGAGCGACGAGAAGCUUGCCGCGGACUUGCAUCGCCUACUCAUGGAAACGCACAUCGUCGAGGGAAAGCUCGCUUGCGCCAGCUGUGGACGGGAGUAUCCCAUCCGAGAAGGGAUUCCCAAUUUUCUCCUCCCGAGCCAUUUGGUAUAA